AGAUCUCAUUUUGUUUGAGGCUGGAUAUAGUUGAAAUCAAACCACACACCAAGAGGGUAUGAUGGAUAAGAAGCCCCCAAAACCAGCUCCUCGCAGGAUCUUCCAAGAAAGGUUAAAGAUUACCGCUCUACCUUUGUACUUUGAAGGUUUUUUGUUAGUCAAGCGGUCAGAAUACCAGGAGUAUAAACACUAUUGGACAGAGUUGAGAGGAACUACGCUUUUUUUUUAUUCUGACAAAAAAAGUCCAACAUAUGUUGACAAGUUAGACAUAAUAGACCUCACAUGCCUUACUGACCAGAAUUCAACUGAAAAGAAUUGUGCAAAAUUCACCCUUGUUUUACCGAAAGAGGAAGUGCAACUGAAGACAGAAAACACAGAAAGUGGGGAAGAAUGGAGAGGCUUCAUUCUUACAGUAACAGAGCUGUCAGUGCCCCUACACGUGUCACUCCUUCCUGGGCAAGUAAUUCGACUGCAUGAAGUCCUAGAGAGAGAGAGAAAAAGGAGGAUUGAGACAGAGCGGAUACCGAGUUCAGCCUUAGAAAAGGAGCAGGAACCUAUUGAAGAUUAUGUGGAUGUACUCAACCCUAUGCCAGUAUGUUUUUAUACAGUGUCCCGGAAAGAAGCAACCGAGAUGCUUGAGAAGAACCCUUCUUUGGGAAAUAUGAUCCUGAGGCCUGGUAGUGACAGCAAAAACUAUUCCAUCACUAUCCGGCAGGAGAUAGACAUGCCAAGAAUCAAGCAUUACAAAGUGAUGAGUGUAGGGAAAAACUACACUAUUGAACUGGAAAAACCUGUAACACUCCCAAACCUUUUCAGUGUCAUUGAUUAUUUCAUGAAGGAGACGCGAGGAAAUUUACGACCCUUUAUAUAUUCAACUGAUGAACCCCUCGAGACCAAAGGAUUUCCUGUACCAUCUGUAAGACUGAAAAAAAAUGUUUAGGGUGGAGAGAAUUGUGAUAUAAUUGCUUCAUGUCAGUUAUCUAAUGCUGUGUAACAAACUACCCUAACCCAUGGUAGUUAAGUCAAUAACCAUUAUAUUUGCUCACAAUUCUGCGUCGGCAAUUUGGAUUGGAUUCACCUGGGCAGUUCUUCUGCUAGUCUAACUUGCUGUCACUUACACAACGGUAACCAGCUGCUGGCCUGACUGGGGCUGUGUGUUUCAAGUCGGCGUCAUUCACACAUCUGGUGCUGGUGGUCAGCUGGAGCUGGCUGAACCACUCUUUUCACAUAGUCUCUAAUAACUGAGGAGUUAGCUCAGGCUUUCUCACAUAGAUCUCGGAGCUGGCAAAACGAAAAGGAUAGCUGGAGUCCCUUGGCUAGAAAUUCUUAGUGUUAAGAAUCAAGUACAGCCCUGUUGGAGCUUUUAGUACAGCACAUUGUGAAUUGAAUAAAUAAAUCCAAGUGUGAUAUGUCUUAUGUACAGGGGUUGUAAACCUUUCUUUUAAAAAAAUUAAUUUACAUGCAACAAAAUUCACUCUUUUUCGGUGUAUAGUCCUGGAAGUUUUGGCAACCACCACUAGAAUAAAAAUACAGGAAGUUUUGUCACCUCAAAAAAAAAAGCUUUCUUUCUUUGUAGUCAUCCCUUCUUGUCA
This is a messenger RNA of Suricata suricatta (meerkat), 1592 nucleotides long. RefSeq names its product signal transducing adaptor family member 1 (gene STAP1). Gene Ontology annotation, molecular function: protein kinase binding; signaling adaptor activity. The transcript is spliced from 9 exons. Bases 59 to 940 code for a protein of 293 amino acids. Gene Ontology annotation, biological process: cell surface receptor protein tyrosine kinase signaling pathway; positive regulation of B cell receptor signaling pathway. The record is from RefSeq and is a predicted model, not a curated record. NCBI's taxonomy places the organism in Eukaryota, Metazoa, Chordata, Mammalia, Carnivora, Herpestidae.